Aspergillus puulaauensis is the source of this 1770-nucleotide messenger RNA. RefSeq lists its product as uncharacterized. The record is from RefSeq and is a predicted model, not a curated record. Gene Ontology annotation, molecular function: monooxygenase activity; flavin adenine dinucleotide binding. The transcript is spliced from 6 exons. Bases 1 to 1770 code for a protein of 589 amino acids. NCBI's taxonomy places the organism in Eukaryota, Fungi, Ascomycota, Eurotiomycetes, Eurotiales, Aspergillaceae.
AUGCCUACCAUACUAAAUGUCGCGCUGGUCUCUGGCGACGCCAAAGCCCUGGAAGCAUGCUUCUACACAGAGCAGGCAUACUGGAAGGACCAGUUAGCCUUUACCUGGCACCUGCGAACAUUCAGCGGGCCUGGCAGGAUUGCCGCGAGUCUACUAGAGACGGCCAAACUGAGGCGCCUCGCUGGGAUUGAGGCGGAUGGGGCUGCGGUGUUUCUUCCCGCCACGCCGGUUCUUCAAUUCAUCAACUGUCCCCUGGUAUUCAGGACAGAAUCACCAGCUGCACUGGGUCGGGGGAAGAUGCUUUUAUUGCCUGUCGACGACGGCGACGAUAUCGCGUGGAAGAUCUGGAUAUUCAGCACCAGGCUUGAAAGUCUGGACAUCCACCCCGAGAACGAAGCGCUUUUAGAAUCUCCGAGAAGGGCACUGGAUGGCGAAACGGACAUUGCAACAGAUGUCUUUAUUAUUGGCGCGGGCAAUGCCGCCGUCACCCUCUCUGCACGUCUCAAGGCUCUGGGUGUCGACAGCGUCAUGGCCGAUCGGAAUGCUCGCCCAGGGGAUAACUGGAGGCUGCGGUACGACUGCAUGCAGUUCCAUCUGCCGACUUCGUUCUGUGAGAUGCCGUAUAUGCGCUACGGUAAAGAUCUCCAAAACCCGCAUCUCCUAUCCAAAAAUGACCUCGCCUCGCAAGUUCGGCGAUACGUCGAGUUGUUUAAUCUGAAUACCAUCCAUUCAGCUCAAGUCCGCUGGACUGAGUAUGAUACGGUGGCCAGCCAGUGGAAUAUCACGAUCCAGACGCCCGCUGGUAAGCACAGGGCUGUCUCCAAGCAUCUUGUCAUGGCGACGGGGAUCGGGUCUCAGAAGCCGUAUAUUCCGUCGAUCGAAGAUCCAGGUUUGUACAGGGGCGUGAGCAUUCACUCGGCGGAGUAUAAGAAUGCGGAGGCGUUGAAGGAGCGAGGGGCCAGGUCUGUCGUUAUUGUCGGCUCUGCAAACACCGCAUUCGACGUGCUUGUGGACUGCCACGACGCCGGUCUCGCCGCAACAAUGGUCGUCCGAUCCCCCACGUACAUCGUCCCCCUUGAAUAUAUUUGCCACAGCUUGAGUCUCGGCGCAUACGACGCAGGCGUCGACGCCGCCGAUAACCUCUUCCUGUCCCUCCCCUCCGUCGUCGACGGCCAGCUUGGCCGUGGGCUAUUCUCCAUGUUCGCCGGCAAUGAGCCGGAGCGGUACGCUGGCCUUGAGGCAGCAGGUUUCCCCGUUCUUGAUAGCCGAGAACCGUCCUGUGCACUGAUGUGCAAUCUUCUCGAGCGGGCUGGGGGGCAUUAUGUCGAUGUUGGAGGUACGAAACUAAUCGAGCAGAAGAAGGUCGAUGUCAAGGCGCUUGUGGAACCCAUUGGGUAUACAGAGACGGGCCUUCGGCUUUCUGAUGGCAGUUAUGUGGAUGCAGAUGCUGUUAUUUGGUGUACGGGCUUUGCUGACCUGAACGCGGUAGACACUGCGGCGGAUAUUCUUGGGGGUGCAGGCGAGAAUGAGACGAACAGUGAGAAGCAUGUUUUAACCCCCCGAGAUAUCGCCUCGCGUAUAGAUGCGACGUGGGGACUCGACGACGAGGGAGAGAUAAGGGGGAUGUGGAAGCGCCACCAGAAUGCAGACAACUUCUGGAUCAUGGGGGGCUAUACGCAGCAGCACCGGUGGCACUCGCGCACUCUGGCUCUGCAGCUCAAGGCUGCGUUGGAGGGCAUUUUGCCGCCGGCUUACAACCGAGUGAUAUGA